AUUAUGUAUAACGCACGCCUGGCUUCCUCGCUCAACUCGCGCAUGCUACUGCUGGUCAUCCUCGCUGUAUCGCACACCUGUUAUACAAACGCACAAUACGGUUUCUAUCCGGGCGGUUAUGGUGGUUACGGUGGCGGUUUUGGUGGUGGUUACGGUGGUCUUGGCUAUGGAAGUGGCUAUGGCUUUGGCGGCGGCAGCGCUUAUGGUGGCUACCCCGGCUACGGCGGCAAUCAGCAAUAUCCCGCCUACUAUGGUGGCGGUUAUGGMAAUACGUAUCCGUGUUAUAGUAGCUACUAUUGCAUCGGUGGCUAUCCUAGUUUUGGAGGUUAUCCAUCUUACGGCAAUGGCAUGAGUAAGUCCAGACGUAGUGGUUGACAAAUUUAGAAUUGCAAUUUAGAGUCAUAGCACACUUCAACCCAAUAAAAUUUUGUAGUGUUCUGGACGUGUCUCUUUAUUUGAUUUUUUUCAGAUACCGCAUUCGCCAGCAGUAGCGGUGGUGGCAUGGCCAGCGCAUCGGCUAGCAGUGGUAUCGGCUACUUUGGCUAAUAAGCGGAGUGGCUGCAAACGCGCAUAACGCUAGCUUCGUUGCAGAAGUACAAAAUACACACCUACAAUUGUUUAUGUUAUAAUUUAGCAUAAGUUAAGCUAAUUUAGUUUAUUWAAAGUUGUUAUAGUAUGCAUUAAACCAUGUUGUUCUUUCAUUCUCCCG
Molecule: messenger RNA, 709 nt
Organism: Bactrocera latifrons
Lineage: Eukaryota; Metazoa; Arthropoda; Insecta; Diptera; Tephritidae
Product: keratin-associated protein 6-2-like
Exons: 1
Coding region: 4-375 (123 amino acids)
Source: RefSeq, a predicted model, not a curated record